This is a messenger RNA of Debaryomyces fabryi, 576 nucleotides long. RefSeq names its product frequenin. Bases 1 to 576 code for a protein of 191 amino acids. Lineage: Eukaryota; Fungi; Ascomycota; Pichiomycetes; Serinales; Debaryomycetaceae. Gene Ontology annotation, molecular function: calcium ion binding. The record is from RefSeq and is a predicted model, not a curated record. The transcript has a single exon. Gene Ontology annotation, cellular component: cytosol; membrane; intracellular membrane-bounded organelle.
AUGGGCAAAUCAGUAUCAAAAUUAUCGAAGGAUGAUUUACAAUCACUUAGACAAGCAACGUAUUUUGAUAAAAGAGAGUUACAACAGUGGUAUAAAGGGUUCUUGAGGGAUUGUCCGCUGGGACAAUUAUCAGAAGAGGAGUUUGCGAAGGUAUUCAAACAAUUUUUUCCAUUUGGAGAUCCAAGUGACUAUUGUCAUUAUUUAUUUCGGGUUUUUGAUGUUGAUAAUUCAAAAUAUAUUGAUUUCAAGGAAUUUAUUAUUGCAUUGUCUAUCACCAGUCGAGGGUCGCUAGAGCAGAAGUUGAAUUGGAGUUUUAAGCUUUACGAUUUUCGGAGAUGUGAGCAAUUAUCGUACAGUGAUGUAUUAACGAUUAUACGGGCUACAUACAAGAUGAUUGGAGCCAUGGUUGCAUUGCCAGAAGAUGAGAGGACACCAGAGCAACGAGCAGAUAAGCUUUUCCGUUAUUUGAAUAAAGACAAAGAUAGAGAUACAUUAAAUAAAGAUGACUUUAAGAAAUUACUGAAAUUUGACCCAUCAAUAGUGAACGCAUUGAAUUCGUACGAGGGUUUGGUCUAG